This is a messenger RNA of Schistosoma guineensis, 528 nucleotides long. Lineage: Eukaryota; Metazoa; Platyhelminthes; Trematoda; Strigeidida; Schistosomatidae. The record is from the annotation of a GenBank genome assembly.
AUGCUCCUGGAGCCGUCCUUAUAUUCUAUUAAUAGCAUACUCAUCUUAGAUAGUGAAGGGAAGCGCAUUUUGACGAAGUAUUAUGACUCAUCGUUUCCAACCGUUAAGCUUCAACUCGAAUUCGAGUCGAAACUCUUCAAAAAAACAAGCAAAACUAAUGGCGCGGAAAUCACGUUGCUGGACGGCGCGACCUGUGUUUAUCGUAACGUGGGCGAUCUUUACUUUUAUGUUGUUGGGGAUGCUAACGAAAACGAAUUAUUACUCGUCAGUGCCCUUCAGUGCUUGUACGAUUCUGUCAGUCAAGCUCUGAAACGAUCAGUCGAAAAGAAAACACUGAUGGAUAAUCUAGAUUUAAUUUUCCUUAUAGUUGAUGAACUGUGUCAUAAUGGCAUACUUUUAGAGUCCGACGCAACCGCCUUAGUGUCUCGAGUUGGUGCAAGGACAGACGAUAUCCCACUUGGAGAGCAAACGGUAGCACAGGCUAUCCAAAAUGCAAAAGAACAAAUACGCAUGUCUUUAAUCAAGUAG